AGUGGGCCCGAGCUUCCCGGCUGGCACACAGGACCCCCGGGCCACGAGGACCCACGUGGGAGGUGCCCCGGCCCCGGCCGUCCCUGAGGACAGAGGCCCCCACCUCCAUGACACUCAGGCUGCAGACGCCCUGAUCCUGCCAGCUCUGACUGCUGCUCGGGAAUCCAAGCUCCGGCUUCUUCCCAGUGCUCGGGGCUCCUCCCUGGACGGGGGCCGCGGAGCUGCCCCCUCGCCCCCGCCCCGGGACUGGCCCUCGUGUCUCCUCCCCACCUGCGUCCACCCCAGGGGAUGUCACUCUGAUCUGAACAUGACCUGGCUUCUCCCGCUCCGGGGACCCCGAAUCUCCACCUGCAGUGUCUCUGGGGGUGGGAGGACGGCUGGAGGCAGAUGACCCCCGCCUCACUCGCUGUCCCACGUGGGCCCAGUUCCCCUUAGGCGGGGACCACAGCUCUUGCUCAGCCCCGGCUUCCUGUCGAGCUGCCUCGGCCCCACCCCACGCUCCGGGCACUUCCUUCCCACAGUGGGUCCUGGACGGCGACUCUAUGCUGCCCCUGCUGCUGCUGCUGCCCCUGCUGUGGGGGGGGUCCCUGCAGGAGGCUCCCGGGUACGAGCUCCAGGUGCAGCGGUCGGUGACGGUGCAGGAGGGGCUGUGUGUCUCUGUGCCCUGCUCCUUCUCCUACCCCACGUCCUCCCGGGGUUCCUCCAGCCCAGUCUACAUCUUCUGGUUCCGGGAGGGGGACCACAUCUACUAUGAUGAUCCUGUGGCCACAAACCAUCCACAACGGCCAGUGAAGACAGAGGCCCAGGGCCGAUUCCACGUCUCCAGCGACCUCAGGACCCCCAACUGUUCCCUGAGCAUCAGAGACGCCAGGUGGGGGGACACAGGGUGGUACUUCUUCCGCGUGGAGACAGGACGUGAUGUGAAAUACAACUACGUUGAAACGAAGCUGUAUUUGCAUGUGACAGCCCUGACCGAGAAGCCUCACGUCCACGUCCCGGCGUCCCUGGAGUCCGGCUGCCCCACGCAGCUGACCUGCAGCCUGCCGGGCUCCUGCCCCGGGGGGAGACCGCUCUCCUUCUCCUGGGCGGGGGAGGCCCUUGGCUCUCGGGACCCCAGGACGCUGCGCUCCCCACUGCUCACCUUUACGCCGAGGCCCCAGGACCAUGACACCAGCCUCACCUGUCGGGUGAACCUCCAAGGAGCUCGGGUGACCACAGAGAGAACCGUCCAGCUCAAUGUCUCCUAUGCUGUGCAGAACCUCACCGUCAGGGCCUUCCUGGGAAACAGCACAGGCUCCCAGAUCCUGAAGAGCGGCUCAACCUUAUCCAUCAUGGAGGGUCUGGCGCUGCGACUGCUGUGCCAGGUGGACAGCAACUCCUGUGCAAAUCUGAGCUGGUUCCAGGGGUCUCCAGCCGAGAAUGCCAUCCCCAUCUCCACCAACAACAGCCUGGAGCUGCCGCAGGUGCAGCCGGAGCACGAGGGGCUGUUCACCUGCCUCGCCCAGAACCCGCUGGGCUCCCUGCAGGGUUCCGUCAAUCUCUCUGUUUACUACCCCGCACAGCUGUUUGGCCCCUCCUGCUCCUGGGAGGCCGGGGGUCUGCGCUGCAGCUGCUCCUCCCGAGCCCGGCCCGCCCCCUCCCUGCGCUGGCGGCUCGGGGAGCGGCUGCUGGCGGGGAACAGCAGUGGCAACAGCAGCCACGCCUCCUUCACCGUCACCUCCAGCUCCGCCGGGCCCUGGGCCAACAGCUCCCUGAGCCUCCACGGGGAGCUGGGCUCCGACCUCAGGCUCAGCUGCGAGGCCCGGAACGUCCACAGGACCCACAAUGUCACCUUCCUGCUAUUGCCAGGGAAAGCGGCCUGGGAGGGAGGAGUGGUUUCCACCGCCCUUGCGGGAGCUGGAGCCAUAGCCCUGCUCGGUCUGUGUCUGUGCCUCCUCGUCUUGGGCAUAGUGAAGAUCUGUAGGAAGCCAGCCGCUGGGAGACCGGAGGGCGCGGAAGACGAAGAUCCUGUCAUGGGUUCCGUCACCUGGGAUUCCCGGCAGAAGGCCCCCAAGCCAGACGGCCCCCAAGAGCAAGACUCUCCCGCGGAUGCCGCGCCUCUCCCACAGCAGCCACAGGAGCUCCACUACGCCUCCCUGAGCUUCCACGGAAUGAAGCCACGAGAGCCUCAGGAACAGGAGGCCACCAGAGCCACGGAGUACUCGGAGAUCAAGAAGAGCAAGUGAGGACCCGGCUGUGGCUCGGUGCUGCCCGGAGGCAUCACGGCUUUGUGGGGGGAAGGACAUGGCUGGGACUGACCAUGGAAGCACAAAGAGCCCUUGUGACAGCGUCACGGGGUGCAAAGAAGACAGGCCAUGGGGUUAGGGACACUUGGGUUCAUAUCCAAGAGCCAGCGCUAUCUAAGAACGCAUUGCUGUCAGCAAUUCGCUUCCCUUCUCCGUGCCUUGGUUUCCCACUCUGUAUGUCCCAGGUUGUGAGUCCUACCUCAAAGGUCGCUGUGAACAUCGAAGGAGUGAGCGCAUGAAAAUCGGCCAACAGAGGCUGUGUCGCACAGCGUGUGCUCAGCGCUUCCUUGAACAGGAAGCUCCCAAGGUGACUGUGCACAGAGAACCUGGCGGCAACACGUAGGCGUGGCUCCCCUCCUCAGGACCACCGGGAAGGCUCUCAGGGAAGGACCAGCCCCCCAUCUGGAACUCAGCUCCUCACGUGGCAUCUCCUACCCUCUCCAGAGUCAUCUCAUCACCCAGCUUCUACCUCUCAAUCCUUCUGCAGGUCCCCUCCCCCACAGCAGCCUCUCCCCCCAUUCACGGGAUUCUCUGGGCUCCUUCUAAGAGCCAAAGUUCCAUUUAAGUCUCUCUGGCUUUACAUAAUACAUCACAAGUACCUCCCCACCCCCUGGAAGGCACUUAGAGACCUUCAUGGUCUCCCUGCCAACUAUUCAUCUGCCCUCUCCUCCGGACCCACCCUUCCACGCCUUUGCCGUUGGGACCCCUCCUCCUGAAAGGCAGAAGGCUCAUGCCACCUCGUCCUUCAGACAUGAGCUCCUGGGGCCAGCGCUGUGGCACAGAGGGUUAAAGCCCUGCCUGCAGUGCCAGCAUCCCACCAGUUCAAGUCCCGGCUGCUCCACUUCUGAUUCAGCUCCCAGCUAAUGCACCUGGGAAAGCAGCAGGAGAUGGCCCAAGUGCUUGGGCCCCUGCACCCAGGUGGGAGACCCAGAGGAAGCUCCUGGCCCCUGGCUUCGGAUUGGCUCAGAUCCGGCUGUUGUAGCCAUUUGGGGAAUGAAUCAGUGGAUGGAAAACCUCUCUCUUGUCUCUACCUCUCUGUAAUGCUUUCAAAUAAAUUUUUUAAAAAAUAUGAGCUCACGAGUAGACUUGGGUUGAGAGGGUGGACUGAAGAAAGACCUUGUACUCUUCCUCCUCUAAAGUCAAAUUAAUUUUUUAAAAAAGUGCUAAACCUGAGACCGCCAUUGUGAUGUAGUGAGUUAAGCCACCGCCUGUGAUGCUGGUAUCCCAUGUGUGCCAGUUUGGGUCCCAGCUGCUCCACUUCUGAUCCAUGUGCCUGGGAAAGCAGCAGGAGAUGGCCCAAGUGCUUGAGCCCUGCCACCCACGUGGGAGACCCAGAUGAAGCUCCUGGCUCCUGGCUUGGGCAUGGCCCAGCCCUGCUUAUUGUAGCCAUUUGGGGAGUGGGUAGAAGAUCUUCCUCUCUCUCUCUCUUUCUCUCUCUCUCUCCCCCCCAUCUCUUUCUCUUUCUCUCUCCUUCUGUGUCUCUGCCUUUCAAAUAAAAUAGCUUUAAAAAAAAAAGUACUAAAAGUUCUCCAGCAGCUCACACUGAUGAUAAUAUUAUUUCCUGG
This is a messenger RNA of Oryctolagus cuniculus (rabbit), 3850 nucleotides long. Its product is annotated as sialic acid-binding Ig-like lectin 5. Gene Ontology annotation, cellular component: plasma membrane. Gene Ontology annotation, biological process: cell adhesion. The record is from RefSeq and is a predicted model, not a curated record. Lineage: Eukaryota; Metazoa; Chordata; Mammalia; Lagomorpha; Leporidae. Gene Ontology annotation, molecular function: sialic acid binding.